Messenger RNA from Hemicordylus capensis (graceful crag lizard), 11382 nucleotides. It is a transcript of the gene NRG3, whose product is annotated as neuregulin 3. The coding region runs from base 1323 to 3329 and encodes 668 amino acids. Gene Ontology annotation, biological process: intracellular signal transduction; nervous system development; animal organ development. Gene Ontology annotation, molecular function: chemorepellent activity. The record is from RefSeq and is a predicted model, not a curated record. NCBI's taxonomy places the organism in Eukaryota, Metazoa, Chordata, Lepidosauria, Squamata, Cordylidae. The transcript is spliced from 9 exons.
GCAGCAGCCCCCGCCCCGCCCGCGAGGGUUUGCCCGGAUCAUUUAUUUAUCUUUGUGCGCAUUAAAGAAACCACCAUUUGGCUUGAGAGAGGGGGAGGUGGUUUCCUUGCCAAGCCAGCAGUCGCCGCUCCCCCCUUUUCUCUCCCCCACCACCUCCAUAUACUGCAAUAGGAAUACACAAUAGCACUGAAAGCUGCAAAGGAGCUCGGAGAACCGCCUGGUUCCAUACAUUUCUGUCUCUCCUCCCUUGUCUCGUUGCCUGGGAUGAUGAUUAUUCCCGAUGAAGAUUACUUGGUCAUUUUUUCCCUUCUUUCUUUUCAGUUUUUGGCGUGAGUGUGAUCCCCCACCCCCCACCCCAGCCCGCCGUUUGAUGCAACGUUUGGAAGUCCUGCAUACAACGCUUUAUUGGGGGGUUGAAAUAUUCCAAAAUCGUCUGUAGUUUUGACUUGGAAGGGAUGCUGGGCUGGUGGUGGCGGCGGCUCCUGGUUCUCCAGCCGAGGCUCCCUCUCUCUCCUUUCCCUCCGCUCUGCCUUCGGAUUGGUCUCUCCUCUUUAAAGUGCUGUCCAAGGGUUGGCUGCAGGGCUGCUGAAUAACAGGUGCAGUUUGCUGCUCCGUCGCCUCGGAAGGGGGGGGGGAGAGAAAGAAAAAGCGAAGCAGCCGAGGAAUGUUGCUGCCGCCGCCGCCGCUGCUGGUCCGUCCGCCGCCGCCGCCGCUUCUUGAGGGGGAGAAAGGGGACAUCACCCCAAAUCAGCAGCCGAGGGAGUUUUUUCCCCUCCCCUCCUCCUCCUCCUCUCCCUCUUCUGUAUGGAGACCUGGGCUUCGUGAUUGCUGCUGAAUGCGGAUCUUUGGGCUAAAAUACCGAGGAAAACCUGUCUUCGUCUAGGAGGCGGAUUGAAUUCUUGGGGACUGCUGAUUUGUGCUUGGUGGGGGUUGGGGGGGGGAGAAACGCGGGGCUUUCUUCGUUUGGCAAAGGAAGGAAGGGGGGAACCGGUGGCAAAAGGAGGAUACUUCGGCUGCUGCUGCUCGAGGAUGGGGAGAGCUUGGCCAUUUCAGCUGAUUCAGCACCGGUUGUGUGAAUGCGUGUGUGUGUGUAUAUGAUGACGGGGGGUAGAAUAUCUAGAUCUUGAAUGGAGAAAUGUCCUUUUGGUAACUGACGGCCGCUGCCCCCUCCCUUCCGUCGGAUCUUCCUAUUUUCUCUCUCUUUCUCUCUCGCCUUAGCACCCCCUCCCCAGCCUCCCACCCUCUUUUGCUCCGCAUGCUGCUCCCUCCCCCCCGAUGCCUUUUCUUUCCCCCGGGGGAGGGUGUGAAAGGCACCUAGGAGGAUGAGCGAAGGGGUCGCCUCGCCGCCUGGUGCUGCAGCUGCUGCCGAGGAGGGGGCGGCGGCUGGAGCCGGGGGUCCUGCGGACGGCGAUGGGGGCCCCGAUCCCGCGGCCCGCGAGGUGCGUUGUAGCGACUGCAUCGUGUGGAACCGUCAGCAGACGUGGCUGUGCGUGGUGCCCCUCUUCAUCGGCUUCGUGGGCUUGGGGCUCAGCCUGAUGCUGCUCAAGUGGAUCGUGGUGGGCUCCGUCAAGGAGUACGUGCCCACUGAGCUAAUGGAUUCCAAAGGGAUGGAGCAGGACCCCAUCUUCCUCUCCAAGCCCACCACGCCGCCCAAGAGCAUGGAGACUACCACGGCCACCACCACCGCCGCUGCCGCCACCUCGAGGACACCCAAUCGGAUAAGUACCCGCCUCACCACCAUGACCAGGGCGCCCACCCGCUUCCCGGGCACGCGGGGCCCUAUCCGGUCCAACCCGCCGAGAUCCACCACGGCGCGCCACACGGUUAUGCCCCCGACCGUCCUUGCCACCUCCACCGUCCCUUUCAGCACCACCAUCCUGAUCUCCCGCCCGGCGCCUGGCACCCCUGGGACCCAGCCCCUGCCCAUCUGGCCCACUGCGGCAUACACUACCUCCUCCUACAAGACCUAUCUUCAGGACUCCGCUCCAUCGUGGACCUUAUCGCCCUUCCAAGAGGCCAGCACCACCACCACCACGCCAGAGGCCAACACGAGCCCCAAAUACCAUACCACAACAUACUCCACUGAGCAAUCUGAGCACUUUAAGCCAUGCAAAGAUAAGGAUCUUGCAUACUGUCUCAAUGAUGGAGAAUGCUUUGUCAUUGAAACCUUAACAGGCUCCCACAAACACUGCCGGUGCAAAGAGGGCUACCAAGGAGUCCGCUGUGACCAAUUUUUGCCGAAAACCGACUCAGUCUUGUCAGAUCCAACUGACCAUUUAGGAAUUGAAUUCAUGGAGAGCGAAGAGGUUUACCAACGGCAGGUGCUGUCUAUUUCCUGUAUCGUCUUUGGCAUAGUCAUAGUGGGCAUGAUCUGUGCAGCGUUCUACUUCAAAACAAAGAAACAAACAAAACAUAUUCAGGAACAGCUGAAAGAAACACAGAAUGGAAAAACCUACAGCCUUAAUGCUUCCAGCAUGAUGGCAAAAUCAGAGACCAGGGUCCAAAGCCGAGUCCAGCUGCAAAAUUAUUCAAAGGCAAAGAGACACCCAGAGCCAGCAAUGGAAAAAAUGAUGGAAUCUAGUUUUUCAGGAACUCAGUCCUUUCCUGAGGCCUUGUCUCCUGACAGAGGAAUCCAGCCUAUGAAGCCACACAGAAGUCUCUCUUCAUGCUGCAGCUCAGGUCAACGGACUGGGAUGCUUCACAGGAAUGCCUUUCGGAGGACUCCUCCCUUACCUCGGGGCAGGUUCAAUGGAAUUACAGGACCAGCAUACCAACAGCUAGAAGAGUCAAGGAUCACAGAUCAGGACACAAUACCUUGUCAAGGGGUAUCUACUGCUUUGAAAACACCACAGAACACUUCAAUAAAUAUGCAACUGCCUUCAAGAGAGACAAGCUCUUAUUUUAACAGUGUGGUUCAAAAGGACAUGGUUGGCUAUUCAUCUCCAAGGGCAAAUUCUGUUCCCAUCAUCCCCUCAGUGGGCUUGGAUGAAGCCUGCAUGCAGACACAAAACGUUUCAGACAUAACAGGCAUCAAAUGGUGCAAAAACUCCUACUCAAGUGAACUUGUCAAUGUGAGUGCCCCAGCCAGCAGUUGUCUUAUUGCAGAACAACAAGAAGUCAAAAUAUUGUUAGAAACUGUCCAGGAGCAGAUCCGAAUUCUGACUGACGCACGGAGGUCAGAGGACUUUGAACUGGCAAGUGCUGAAACCAAGAACAGUACAAGUGAAAACACAGCUUUUCUGCCCAUGAGUCCUGUGGCAAAAUUGGAGCAAGAGGCACAGUUUGUCUUAAAAAGUGAAACGCAAAGAGACUCAACAUUGAUUAAGUGACUUUGACCAGGGGGGAGGGCAGGGGGGGCAAGGGGAAUGUACGAAUCUGUGCAUUUGAAGCUUUGCUAAAACAGGAAAGAGAGGAAAUUAAAUACAAAUUAUUUAUAUGCAUUAAUUUAAGAGCAUCUACUUAGAAGAAACCAAAUAGUCUAUCGCCCUCAUAUCAGUGUUUUUUAACAAAAUAUUUUUUUAAGGGAAAGAGCAGUAUCAGGAGGGAUAACACUUAUUCAGAAGUUCUGGAUUCUUUUUCCCCCCACCCCACCCCUUCCCUCUCCCGGCCCCUUCUAUUGUUUUCUUCAGGCUCACACAGGCAAUUUCACAAUCGGUUUUGCAGAUGUUCUGUUCGAACUUUUGAAGGUUUAAUCUGGCACCAUUCUUAGAUUUUUGGAUUUCAAAACAGUGCUAUAUGAAAUCAACUGGGAAGUACUCCUGUGCAGGCACCAUUGAAAUGAAUGAGAGCAGUACAGGUGCACAGCUAUUUCUCUUGCAUAACUUCCAUGCAUGGGGUUUGCGUGGAUGAUGUUUGCAUUAACUUGUGCCCAGUGUCAAUAGUUACAAAUGCCCUCCAUUUCUUGUAACCAGAUGUGCAAAAGUUCUUUUUAGUAGUCUGACGCCUACAUAUCCACACUUAGUUCACUGUUUACUACACUACAGAAGUCUGGCCACAAGUUCAGAAUCUUAAAACCAAUGCAAAUCAACCACCACCAAAACAUCACCUAAAUUUUCCUCCUUUCGAAUAAAGUCACGGAUCUUGACGAAACUCAGUGUUUCUUUCAAGGUCAGUUUGCAGACUCUUUGAUAAAUGAGACAACAGAGAAUUUUGAAGGAGGCAGAAAGAAAGAAAGAAAGAAAGAAAGAAAGAAAGAAAGAAAGAAAGAAUUGUGCUAAGCCCAGUGAAAUUUCUUAGGGAGAAGAAGGGGAUUUUGUAAUAUGCCUGAAAGUUCCUUUUCUGGUUAAACACCCACAGAAUUUUGAGAGACGCCAGAACAGUAUUUAUGAGUCUAGCAAAAUUUCUUAAUGGAGUUUCUCAUAUCAUUAAAAUAGAUCACUUUCUUGUAUGGAUCUGAGUAUGUAGUGUCAAGACUCAGAUUCUAGCAAUCAAACAAAUAUGAAUGCCUGACAGUACAGUUAGCUCUAUUCAUACCUGGUGGUUUUAUUCAAAGGAAUGCUACUCAAGUACCUACAUCUCAGAAUGCCCUCUACUAACUUUACAUUAGUAUUCUCUAGCAAUGACUAUUAAUCAGAAAUAAUUUCCUUCUUAAUUUGGAACUGUGCAAAUGGAACCUAUAUAUCUGAGAAGAAAGUAGCACACAUUGCAGAGUGCAUACUGUAUGUAUGGUGUGUUUUUAUUUCAGACAAAACAAACCCCCACUUUCAAUCACAUUAUUUUGCCAUUUAAGUUAGAAUGUUUUCAGAAUGUUAUUUUUGGAAGUCAUUUCUGAACUCCAUGUGACUGUUCAAGUAUCUGUGUGUUUUAAUUUUAUUAACUUUUUGUCAAGAGGUCUGGAGGAUCCAGUGAGUAUGCAGCAUAUAUUUGCAGUUGCCACAUUUACUCCCAUUUCUAAUAUUCACUUUACACCUGAUUCACAACUAAGUGCAGCAUCUUCAUUAAACAUGAUCCAAGCUCUUUGCUUUAUGAAGAGAAGUGAUCUGUUGGUGUAUGUUGAUUCCCCAUUCCCCAUUUAAGGAAUUUCAUUACAUAGGGGAGAGUGGAGUAGUUUCCACCUAUGUGGAGAGUUGUAUGGAUAGCAGAGUUCCUGUAUACACUCCAGAGCUACUGGCUGACUUCUUGACUAACAAAGUGCUUAAGAAAAAUGAUACACUAGUAGGGUUGUUGCACUAGCUCCAGUUGUUGUGCUAGACUGGAGCUUGUGUUCCAGACUAAUGUUGUGCAACUGCAGGCAUGCUUGCACAAUUGCACAACCUAAAUCACCCAUUUAUUUCGAAGGAAACUUUUGCACAAGGGUGUCAUAGUGCAAGAGCACAAUUCUGCACAUCACCUUAUUUAAGCACAACCAUGUGACCUUUUCAUCCUAGCACAACAAUGCUUGUCAUGCAAGGGCUUCAUUAGUCAAGAUGUCAGUUAUUGAGCUUAAAGGACUGUGGAUACAGACUUUUAGGCAUGACUUCAAGUCCUUUAGAGCAGCUUUGGAUCGUAAAAAAAAUUAGUAAUACAAAUAUCUGACACUUUCUGUCUUCCCUGCUUCUUUGUAACAUCCUUUGUUGAAGUCAUGGAUCUCACUAUAGGUAAGAUGUCCCAGUUCAGUUUCAGAGGUUACAAAGAAGUGCAGAGAAUGAAAAGUCUGAGUCCUCUUCUCCCUACAUCUUGUAAUAUCCAGGACUGUCCUUAGGCAUGUGGCCUUAAAGGCCUCAAUAUGGCCAUUAUCAAUGUAAGUAGACCCUUGAGCCUGGAUGGACUCAUUAGCAGCCAUCUGUAUUCAGAAGCUUUCCCCUUGUGUAAUCCACUGAGCCAAAGUGGUUUUAGAACAGUGUUCAUUGAUUUUAAUGGAGUUCUGGAUGAGCACAGAAUCAGGACCUUCAAACAAACAAACAAAAAUAACUUGCCAGUUGGGCUUUCCUAAGAAGUUGAAAUUUUUUUUUUGUAUUGUUUUUAUUUAAUCACAGACCACAGUACGGCAUCAGAAUAAAGAACUUGUGUUCAGUAACAAUAUAUGUAUUAGUAUUUUUUAUUUUUGUAAAGAAAAAGUAUCAUCUGCUUAAAAUUGUUUGUACAAAUUAUUACCUGUAGUUAAAGAACAAACAGCCUUCCCUCUUGAAUAGCAGAAAGCUUACCUUUUAAAACAUGUGCACAAUAUAAAUGAAAUGCAUUAAUACCCUGAUCUGCAGCCAAAACAUGGUUCAAAGUUGUUUGCAUUACCUUGGCCCCAAUUUAUCUCAAGAGCUGAGUUUCCCUAAAAAAAGACAAUUGAUCUGUCCCUAUGCUGAAUCAGAUGAAAGCAAUAUUUUAGCCUUCUGUCAAAUGAACUGGAAAAAGAUGCUGAAAAAAAUUAUUUUACCCACACAAACACACAUACACAAACACUUGUCAACCACAACCACCAUCACUCCAGUUAGGGCAUUAAAGAAUUAGUGUACACAAGUCCUUUUAAUUUUUUCUGAAGUUGAUGGAAUUGUCUUGUUUACACAACUUUCUACGGCUGUAAUCUUUGCUGCGUGUUUUCAGUAAAGUUGUAGUUGAGGGCAAACUCUGAUUUAUCUGAUAUGCACAUUGAAAGUUCUUUUCAACCAAUUUCAGUGAACCUCCUAAAGUUGAACAAGAGGAGGGAGCUCUCCAAGGUAUAACCAUGUAGAAGGCAAUGUGACUGGAGUUGAUUAUUUUGCCCUGGGGUGGUGGUGGGGAGAUUAAUUCCAAUCAGUCUUAAAAUCUAUUGGAAACACACUGCAAGAUUUCUGCUGGUGAAAGAAUUUGCUGAUUUAGGCAAUGCCUGUCUUAAAACAUAAUGUCAUUUUGCCAUCCUCAAAAGGAGGAAGAGUAGAAGAGCAAUGUAUUAAUGGUCAGUUGAUGUGAUUUUUAAAAAAAAUUGACUUGAGAGAUGAAGAUCUAAAAUGGUGGGAAAUCUUCCAUUUGUGUUAGCAAUGCUCUCUGUAUCCAGCAAAGGAUGUGUGACUGUUAUGUGUUAACUGUUCUAUUCAGUUUCAGCAUGUUUGAAUAGAGAGACAUUAAUAUUAACCAUAUGAUAGACUAGUGUACUUAUUUGCUAAGAAUAUAACUUCAUCUUGCAAAUUCUGUGGAGGGGAGGCAUGUCAAGAUAUGCAGGCACAGGUAGUCCUUAAACUGGAUUAUACUUCUGUCCUAUAAUUUGUUUUCCACAUUGUACAAUGAAUCAUUUUUUCCUUUACAGUCUGACAUUUGACUUGCAUAGACUGUUACAAAAUAUUAUAUAAAGUUACUGCACUCACACUCAAGAGGUACUAGGCCAAAUUCUGCUCUGCUUUACCCACUAUGUGAAACAGGUCAGUUCAAGAGCAUGGGAAGCCCUGAAAUCCAUGGUAGGAUGUAGCCUAAUAAAUUAAUCAGUUGCCUCCAUUGUAACACAUCUGAAAUGUAGUAUCGAUCUAGUCAAUAUUUUAGAAGCCCUGAGCCUUAAUCCACACAGGUGAUCAGCCCUCCCUGCUGAUCAAGGUAGACAAUCUGAUAGGACUGAUCCCGUCUUUUAACAAUAUUUUCAGAAUAUUAUUUUGAAUCAUUUUCAAGGAAAAGUCACAUUUUAAGAAGAGUGUUGACUAUAUCUUACAUGUUUCGUACAGUUUAUUAUGCUGAAUAGGCCUCUGUGCAGCAACAUGCUUGCACAUACAUAUAUGCAUACACUCAUGUUCAUGAUGUCUACAGCAUUCCCAGCGAUCUAAAGCAGGGGUAGGCAAGUAACCUUGGCACUCCAACUGUUGUUGAAUUACAACUCCCUUCACCCCCAGCCACAAUUUAUUUAGUUCAACAACAGCUGGAGAGUCAGGGUUGCCUACCCCUGAUCUGAUGUGUAAAAAGUGGGGAGUACUUUUUCAAGUAGAUUAAAAGUAAGGUUUUAAUCAGAAGACAAUGCUUCUGAUGCCUUUAUAAAGCUAGACUGUGAUCCCUUUACUUGUGCACCUCAUUCAUUCAGUAAUGCCACACAGCACUACCCAGAGGUGCAUUCAUACAUGCACCCCACCACACACACAUCAGAUUUAUUUUGUGACAUUUCAUAUCAUGAAUUGCCCCCUCCCCCCGCAAUCUGUAAGUGCUUUAUAAACACCCCUAAGUUCCAAAAGCAGCUUGCACCAAGGGAUACUGAAAUUGUUUCCAGAGUGUAAGACCUAUUCUUCUGCGAAUGUCUUUCAGCAGCGCAGAGACUGCUUAAACACAGUUUGUUAGGGGAAGCUGAUGAUCAGGAAACUUGUGAAAUGAUUCUAAAAUGCACCUGCAUUUCUGGGGCCAUAACACAUGGAUGCAUAUACACACAAACUGUAUAGUAAAAAAGAGCUGGAAAAUGGGGAAUAAGGAAAUUGCAUUGCUGCCGCCUUUACCGAAUUGGUCCUCGAACAUUGGUUCAAUAACGUUCUCUUAUUGUGACACCCUCAUGAGUAUGCUGCGGCACUAUUAUUAUUAUUACUAUUAUUAUUAUUUAUUCGAUUUCUAUAUGGGCCCAUCAUCAUUGUUGUUGUUAUAGUUACUUUUAUACCCACUUUUCAGGACGAAGUUUCUCAAAGUAGUUUUCAUACAACUAUAGAAAAACAAAAUGAGUAGGUUUGGGGCGGCUGCUGUUGGGUCUUAAAGGUGCAGCAAGCUUGAUGUAAAUAACCCCACAAGAAAUUGCCACCAGGAUGAAUGUGGCAACAGCUGACAUUCACAGGAGGGGGAAGGUAGCAAGGCCAGGAGUAUGGGAGACCAACAGUCCUCCCCCAGCUCGAGUGUUUUGGUUACUGCUGCUGCUGCUGCUGCAGGACUCCUAUUGUAAAUUAUCUUAGAUUAUGUUAUUGCAUUCCAUUACUUCUAGUGAAGCUGCUCUGGGGGAAAGUAUGAAUCAGUGAAUGGCUCUCAAUCAAGUCAUAUGGUUAGACAACUGGAAACUUGCACAGAUUUAUGGAUGUGUCUUUUGGGGUGUCAGCAACUUCUCCAUGUCCAUUCCCCUGUCACACUUCCACAUAGUUCCCUGCUGCCAUAUAUGUACACAGCCAUUCUCAUUAUUCAGUCACACACACACACACACACACACACAAUCAGUUGACCAACACUACACAAAGUUGUCCACCUCCUUCUAGGCUGAAGCCAGGAGCGUAGCCACCAUUAUGCCAAUGGGUUCAAAGAACCCAGGCUGCCAAUGGAAAGGGCUGCCGAAGCCCCGUGGCUGGGGUUCCAGAGGAGCCUAGAGCGAACUCCCCUCUCCCAUGGCCAGGCUGCCAAAAGCCCGGUUGAACUCUCCACCAGUUAUUUCAGGCAGCACCAGCUGCCCGAUAGGACGUUUUUUCCCUUUCUCUCCCUCUCUGGAGAGAGAGGGAGAGAAAUCACAUGUAAAGGGACGUGGCCUGGGCUGCCAAGAGCCCGAGCGAGCUCUCAGCUCGUCAUUUCAGGCAGCACCGGCUGCCCAAAAGGACGUUUUCUCCUUUCUCUCCCUCAGGGAGAGAAAGGGGGAAAUAUCCUAUCGGGCAGCUGGUGCUGCCUGAAAUAAUAGUUUGCUCAGGCUCUCAGUUUGCUCGGGCUGAAGCCCUUUCCACCACCAGCAUAAUGGCCCACCUGACUAAGUUUUGUGUACUGGCAAUUUUUAAAACUUCGGGUCAGUUGUAAUCAGGGAAUCAAAUCCAUUUAAAAAAAAUUUUUUUGUUCCGGUUCAACACUAAUUUUUAGCUCCCUGAUUCAGACACUAACUUUACAAUGUGGUUGGGUAACUUGUUCACUUGUUCAAAUGCUUCGAAUUUGAACAAGUGAACAAGUUGAAUUGAACAGUUUAGAUGCCUCUCAUGCAACUCUUCUGCUUGCAUUACAAUGUUCUAGAAUGAAUAUGGAUAAUCCCAAUAAUAUGAGAAAAUAUUUAGUAUUUUAAAAAUGUAUUUCUGAAUUUUAAAAGGUUUCUACAACCUUCAGCUCUGUUUCCAGUUUAAAGCAAUCAAGAUUUUAUGUUUGGAUUUGGCUCCAGUUCACUGAAAAGCCUCUCUAAAACCCAGAUGUUUUCAGAUGCAGUUUCAGUCCCUGGUUUGAUUAUAAAAAUCUUCCACUAUAUCCCAAAAGUUGUCAUAGACUGGAAAGGACUCAUUACAGAUGAACAAAGCCAGAACUAUUUCAUUCUGUAGCUACAGAGGUCUGUGAACUGCAGCCUGCAUUUUACUUCUCUCCCCCCGCCCACCCGACCCCUGCCUUUGGGAAAUCCAUCUGAGUUGGGUGGCAAAUAGACAAAGGCAUUUUUUACAGAUCUAUAUGUCCUAUGCUUUAAUUUGACCCUGCAUUUUUCUCAGUGACCAUGGUAGGUGCACAAAACAUUGAAGUUCUUCCCACAAUCAAGUGGGAAGGGCUACCCUCUUUUGAGGGGAGGAAGCCCAAAAGUGCUUACCUCUCCACAGACAAUCACAGCCAGGGCUCUGGGCAGGUGGAUCGGUGGCACAGACAAGCAGUGGCUCUCCUGCCGUCCACCCACACCUCACCCGGCAGCUCCACAGGUUGGGCGAAGGGAAGCAUUGCCUCACAGCGCCCCGCGGAGCCCCAAUAAUGCACCAUGUAAGCGUGCAGUGCAUUUCUGGGAUCUCCCCUCCCUGAGUGUGUCCACAGAUACAUGAUACUUUAACUCAUUGCACCCAAAACCCAGGUUAAAUGGCGGGCUCCAUAAACAGGCUUGCCACCAAGCCGCCACUGGGAGCCACAUGGCUAAUAUGGGUGCACACGAGCAGCAGAAAGCGGGCAGGGCUCACUUAGCCCGGUUUCUGUUGCUCGUGAGAAUAGCUUCAUCAUCUAAAUCUGGUUUUGAGUUUUGAAUUUGCAAAUAGGUAUUUAGGUAGUGAGACAGACAGACAUUUGACUUACAGAAGGUGCCUAGACCCUAAUGAACCACAGAGCAUUGAUUUAUUGCUGGAUCCAAUCUAAAAGUGAUACAGUAUAGUACUUCAAAGCAGACUUGCUCAGCAUAGUGGUUGAAGUUGUCUCAGGACAUAAAUAAUUCUCUUCUAAUUCACAAUGUUGCGGCUUAUGCUUUAUUUUGCAUGCAGAAAAUAUUUUUGAAUUAGUAAGUCAUACAGUCAUCAUGGGUAGAACGCUAGAAUUAAAAAAAACCUCUCAGUUCGAGGGAAUUAUUGAACAGGCACACCUUUAAGCAUAUGAAAACUCCCAAUAGAGUUAGAACAAAGACAUGAAAUAGUCGGCAAAACCUGAAUGUUGAAGUAUAUUCGAUUGGAAAAUGAACAUAAAAGCCAGCACAUAUAUAACUGUUUUGCUCAUGCAAGAUUCAAAAUAAGCUCUGUCAGUUAUUCAGAUCCAAAAUUGUAUGCAUAACAAGCGCAAAAUGGGUUCAAUGGACUAAUAUUACAACUUAGCCACCUUUUCGGAGAUGAAAAUAAAAUACAAUUUGUUUGA